UCUGUCUUUUUCAAUUUCAUUUCCAUUUCCAUUCCAUUGUUCACCUACGUGUCUGUUAAAUUCAAUGGCGGUGCCAAUGCUAAAUCAAUUCGCACAGGGAGUCACCGCAUUAGACCAGCCCCAGCACCCAUCAAAAUACACCGAGGACUAAAGGAAGUCCAAAAUCAGAAGAAAAUCGUCGAGGAAAGGGUUUUUGCCGCAAACCUGAUCCGCCAGACUGAGAGACACAAGGAGAUACACACUCUUCUCUCCAAGAUGCAGCUCCGCACCACCAGAGACCAAGCUCUGCCAUGCAAGAUAAUUCCUUACCCUGAGAAUCCUCGCUCUCGUGGGAGAGUGGACACCCUGCAGCUUAUUGAAUCGCAUCUCUCCAAUGCAAAAUCCGGGCAGUCGUCCCUGGCCUUGCACGGCAUGGGAGGUGUGGGCAAGACCCAGCUUGCUUUGAAAUACAUCUACAAUAAUUGGGACAACUACCCUGUUAUACUCUGGGUACAAGCCGCAAAAUUGUCUGAAUCCUACAUUACCGCCGCCAAACAGCUCAAUCUAGUACCAGAAGAUUCAGACAAGGACGCCAAUGCCAUUGCGACGAUUUUGAAAAAUUGGCUUGGGGAAACCUCGGAGAAGUGGCUCAUUGUGUACGACAAUGCCGACGAUAUUGAGGUUUUGAAGCCUUAUUGGCCACCUGGAAACAAAGGUGGUAUACUCAUUACGAGUCGCAAUGCUGGAGCAGCAAGGGUAGCGGGAUCUGGAGCUCACACCGAAGAUAGUGAUCCGGAGGAUCAUGAUCCUGAGUUAGUGAGCGAAUGCGUAAAGCUACUAGGAUAUCUUCCUCUUGCCAUCGCUCAAAUCUACGAAUCCUUGUAUCAAGGAGGCAAAGCAAUUUAUAACCUCUCAACUUCGACCGUUAAUCUCUUCUACGAGCAUACACUCAUGACAGUUUGGCGUAUCUCUAUUACACGUCUAAGCCAAGAAGCCUCUAGGCUCCUCGAGAUCCUCGUGUAUUUUGAUCCUGACACCAUUCCAGAUCAGCUUUUCUUAGAAGGGGCCAAGAACAAUCCAGGCUUAGAAUUCCUCAGCGGCCGACUGUCAUACCUUGAUGCAGUAUCUGAACUCCUCCGGCAAGGACUUGUGAUGACAACCAGAUCCAAAAAAGGAUCCACGCCGGGCAAAUUUGCGCGUGGGCUGUCGGUGCAUAGAUUGGUGCAAGAAUCCGUGUUCUACCAACUCGACGCACAAGGACGGAGCGAACGGUUCAAAGAUGCACUGACUGUCCUCGUGGGCGCCUGGCCCACAAACGCAAAGAAUCCCUUCAGAAUGAAUGCCCUUUGGAGCACCUGUGCCCUAUACCUACCACACGUCGUGACGCUAGAAGCACGAUAUCGCGAGAGCUCGACUAUUGAGCCACCUCCACACAUGAUCCGCCUGAUAUUUCUCGCAUCGUGGUACAUGUACGAGCGGCGCAUGUCCGAGUUCGCACGCCCGCUGCUUGACACUGCGCUGAAUAUUUGCGCUAGAGGUGGCAAUGUAGACCCAUUCUACCCCAAAGUACUGACGACCUACGGCUGCAUUAAGUUCGAGAUGGGUCAUGUGGACUCAGGAAUUUCAGACUGCACGAAGGUGGUAGACUUAUAUCAACAGCGCGAAAAGCCACGAGACUUCCUCAAGGCGACCGCACUCUCGGAUCUGGGCUGGAUGUAUGUCGACAAGGGCGACCUGCCGAAAGCCAUCGAGUUGUAUCAGAAAGGGCUCGAGAUUGCCAACGAGAUUGACAACGAGGCCGAGCGGCUAGACUGGUCAGUACACAUUGGGCACAGUCUAUCGCGCGCCUACAUCGAGCUAGAGCAGCCUGAGAAGGCGCUUGAGCUUCAAUUCUCGCACGGAGACGAGUUCGCGUGCGGUUUGAUCAGUGAGUGUAGUCAGCGCGGGGCGCUGUUCCUGUACGGCAUCGGCAAUGCACAUCUAUCACUCGGACGAAAGAAAGGCAUCGAGGGGGCAGAGGAACGGCGAAAAGGCCUAGAAUACCACAUGCGUGCGUUGAAGGCGCGCAACAAGGUUUGUGGCGACCAUUACAUUACAGCCAUAUCGUUGCAUAAGGUUGGCGUGGUCAUGCACGAAAUAGGAAAACUGGAAGCGGCCGAGAGUACCCUCGAGCGAGCGGCUAGGAUCCUCCGGAACGAAUUUGCUGCCGACGGCGAGAGGUCAAGGACACUGUAUCACCUGUCACUAGUCAAGUCGAAUCUAGGGAAAGACAAUGAAGCCGCACAAUUGUUGACCGAUGCAUGGCAACAUCGUGAAAAGCUGAAGGGGGAGGCAAGAAAUCAUAUCAAUGAAAAGGACACAGCCGGGUUUGACAAGAUGGUCAUCUAUUUCCAUAAUUGA
Mollisia scopiformis is the source of this 2379-nucleotide messenger RNA. Its product is annotated as TPR-like protein. Bases 256 to 2379 code for a protein of 707 amino acids. The record is from RefSeq and is a predicted model, not a curated record. Gene Ontology annotation, molecular function: protein binding; ADP binding. NCBI's taxonomy places the organism in Eukaryota, Fungi, Ascomycota, Leotiomycetes, Helotiales, Mollisiaceae. The transcript is spliced from 4 exons.